UUUUAAAAUGAUUUAAUGUAUUUUAUUUUAGGUGUACCGACUGUACCAUUGUUGCCGCCACAAGUAAACCAGUCCCUUGCUUCUGUGCCACCAAUGAACCCAGCUGCCACAUUACCAAGUCUGAUGCCUUUGUCAGCAGGGCUGCCUAGCCUCCCCAACCUCCCCAGCCUCUCCAACUUCAACCUCCCUGCUCCGCACAUCAUGCCAGGGGUCGGCUUGCCAGAGCUCGGGAAGCCGGGUUUGCCACCUCUUCCGUCCUUGCCUCCCCGAAACUUACCUGGCAUUGCACCUCUCCCCAUGCCGUCCGACUUCCUCCCGUCAUUCCCUUUGGUUCCAGAGGGCUCUUCUGCAGCCAGCGCAGGGGAGCCACUGUCUUCCCUUCCUGCCAUGGGCCCACCUUCUGACCCUGUCAUGACUACUGCAAAGGCAGACACCUCCUCCCUCACUGUGGAUGUGAUGUCUCCUGCUUCCAAGGUCCCCACCACUGUUGAGGACAGAGUGAGCGACUGCACCCCAGCCAUGGAGAAGCCUGUGUCUGCAGUUACGGAUGCAAGUGCUUCUGAGGCUUCUUAACUUGGAAUCAACCUUCAGAACUGAUGUGGUCUGUCUAUUUAACCGUGGGAUCAUAUCUGGAAUCGCAAACUACCAUUGAUUUCAUCUAGUUUGUACGUAUCUGUAGGGGUCCUGUACAUAAUUCUAAGGGGAAACUGCGCAAGAGUCUGAGCGCUGUCUCCCACCAAGUUGGGGGAAUUACAGCCAAGGAGGGGAAUCUGAGAAUGUGCUUGUAUUUUAAACAACCAAAAAAAGUUGUUAUGGGUGGCUUGCUGCCAGGCAUCUGCUGCCAUUCUGGGAUGUACGUCUUUGGAAGAGACGGCGGGGCCUACUAGAAUCCCUGUACCACUGCUACGCCUUGUGUAAGGAGAUGAGAUAUUUUAUGCCUAGUGCCCACACGCAACAUUUCUUGUACUUUGUAAGUCGUUUGCAAGAACACAGACCACCUCACUAAACUGUAAAAGGAAACAAGAAUUUAAUGUUGGUCUCUGUGAGUCGCAUCUCUGUUAAGGUUUACACAGAACUCCCAGUCGAAGAUGUUUUGUUCCGGUUACAUGGCACACUGUUAAUUGAACAUCUUUUUAUUCUGCCUGUACACAGAUCUUGUUUUGAACUCAGAAUUACUCAGACACCGUUUUGUAGCUGCUGCUGUUGCUUUAGAUGCCCGUGGUAAGAUGGCAUUAAAGAGAAAUAGAGGAGGGCUGCACUCUGUAGCUACUUCAUGGUAUGGCGACCCUGGGAGAGCGAAGACGGCAAUAAACUUCAGUCGCUUUGUGUUCUCCUUGUGCUGUA
Rattus rattus (black rat) is the source of this 1344-nucleotide messenger RNA. It is a transcript of the gene Gorasp2, whose product is annotated as golgi reassembly stacking protein 2. Bases 16 to 573 code for a protein of 185 amino acids. The transcript is spliced from 3 exons. The record is from RefSeq and is a predicted model, not a curated record. NCBI's taxonomy places the organism in Eukaryota, Metazoa, Chordata, Mammalia, Rodentia, Muridae.